CAAUAGGCAGAACUAAUACGUCACGCCAUUUCUUCGAUGAGCGUUAAGUAUAAAUAGCGAUUCAAAAUUACGAUUCAAAGUUUUCAUUACAAAACGUGUCCUUUGAGAAUAUUCGGUCCGGAUCCUAUGGCUUAGUUAAGCAGUAAUAGUAAAACGAGUUGUUGCCCCACGAGUUUCACGCAGACCGCGCUGAUUGGACCGGGACAUUUGAGAUCGAUUAAUUAACGGUAGUAAAUUGUAACCAUAUGCUGAGCUUCCUUUUCAGUUCCGUCGAACCGGUCCUUGUUUACAGGCGUUCAGCAAAACAGGCAGAGUGUUUUGAUAUUAACGGUUGAAAUAACAUUUUCAUGGUUAAUUUAAAACCAGUUAUAUUGAAUUUAAAAUAGGUCAAGUUUAGGGAAAAUAUUUUUUUCUAUGAUAGGAUACCGUUAGCAAUUAAAAUCUAUAUACAGCGCGCUUUUAGAUUUGCGAGGCUACGAAUAUAUUAUUCUGCAUCAGGUAUUGUGCGACGAGAAAAAAUGAAAACAUGUUCCAUUAUGUUACCUUACCAUGUUCAUUUUAUAACAGCCCGUUUAUGUAUAACCCGUAUACUGAUUAUCUUACUGUUCAUUAAAAAUUAAUGUUGUAUAAUAACAGCGAAAGCUAUAAGCUGCGUUCUUUUUUAGAAAUGGCUGGUAUGCUCUUUACUGAUACAGAAUCGAGGGUGAUAAAAGAUAUAUAAACACAACUUAUUAUCACUAUCUAGAACAAGUAUACAAACUUUAGCACAUGGCCAUACGGAAACAAUUAGGAUUAUACAUUCAAAAAAUAUCCAACAUUUUCAUGAUAUAGGUUUGGGUUAAGAUCUUUUCAUUCCAUUUUACCCCGCAGUGACAAUAUAAUGAAGCUACACGGUGACGCAUUCGUUGCUGGCUGGGUGGGAGGUGCUGCAAGUGUCCUUGUCAGCCACCCACUGGACACUGUAAAGGUGAGAUUACAGACUAACAGCGCGUAUCGUGGUGCUGUCCAUUGUAUUAUUAAAACGUUCACACGAGAAGGUGUUAAAGGUUUCUACAGAGGAAUGUCGUUUCCGCUUGCAUCGGCGGCCGCUUACAACGCUUUAGUAUUCGGAGUUUACAGUAAUACAGUAAACUUUUUGUGCCACGUCCGAUACGGAGAUGCAAACCACGUACCUGGAUGCAGCGAUAUAUUCAUUGGAGCAAUGAUGGCUGGUGGAGUAUCAGUGUCGGUUGGAACUCCCAUCGACCUAAUCAAGAUUCGACUACAGACGCAAACUAAUGUAAAGAAGACAAAAAUACCAAACAAAGUUCUUACUAUGCCAAAGUCUUUGCAUAGAGGAAACGCGACACGAGCGAUGGCUACCUCGCCCUUACAACCGAAGGUGUACAGUGGGCCUAUGCAGUGCACGAGAGAUAUUUACCAGAAUUAUGGGUUACGCGGAAUGUACCGCGGCGCGUCGUCUAUGUUAAUUCGAGACAUUCCUGGUUAUGCUUUAUACUUCGUACCUUACGAGUUAUUUCGAAGUUUAUUUAAACCGGAAGAAGGUAGAGUUGGUGCUGCUAGUGCCUUGCUGGCAGGGGGCUUAGCUGGUACGAUUUCCUGGGGCGUGAUGAAUCCAGUGGAUACGAUAAAAAGCAGACUGCAAGCGGAUAUUGGAGUAAAGGCGCAAAAAUACGAUGGCUUUCUUCAGUGUGUGCGGUCGAGCUACCAGAGCGAAGGAUAUUCUGUAUUUUUGCGUGGGAUGGGAAUGAACGCGCUGAGAGGAUUUCCGCAGAGUGCUGCACUAUUCUUUGGCUAUGAAAUGGCACUGAACACAAUAAUGAAAUUAAGAAGCAAAUAAGCGACGCUGCAAUAUUUUUAAUUACUUCGCAAUUAGUCAAUUCUAUAUUAGAACCAAUGCAGCUUGUAUGUCGAAGGGACGACUAUGAGGAGUUCUAAGUUGUUUUAUAUUUGGCAUGUUUACUGUGACGAAACAGCUGUACUGUCUGUUAUUCUUUACGACGAAAAAGCCAAUCAUGACGCAAAGCAUUAUAAAUGCUGUCGUUAGUUGGGUAUUCCUAUAUUAGGAAUCCAGAAUUUUUUUCCAUAGAUCUUGUCAAUAUUUGACGUAAUAUAAAGUAUGGUCGGGAGGACGGGACACAUAGCACAUAAUAUCUCAAUAUCCUGAUCGUACAUCGAUCGUGUUUUAAACAGUUAACAACGGUCUAUGGGAGUCGUAAGGAUAACCGUUUUUUAAUGCUUUGAAUGUUUACUACCCAAUGGAACAAGAAAUUAAAUUGAAAAGGUGUCCCAUCGUCCCCACCCGACAAUACACGCUUUGUUAAAAGCCUAAACGGAUGCACUAUCACGUUUCCUGACCAAUUCCUCCUCAACAAAUUAUAUGCAAUCUGAUAUUUUCUUUGAACCUCAUACCAUUUCAAUGGUGCAUAAAACCAGCGCUGGUUCCAACACAUUCAAUACAAUUCGAAAUAAAAAUUGAAGAAUAUUUGAAA
This is a messenger RNA of Ciona intestinalis (vase tunicate), 2492 nucleotides long. Lineage: Eukaryota; Metazoa; Chordata; Ascidiacea; Phlebobranchia; Cionidae. The record is from RefSeq and is a predicted model, not a curated record.